Molecule: messenger RNA, 1836 nt
Organism: Chrysochloris asiatica (Cape golden mole)
Lineage: Eukaryota; Metazoa; Chordata; Mammalia; Afrosoricida; Chrysochloridae
Gene: CARM1
Product: coactivator-associated arginine methyltransferase 1
Exons: 17
Coding region: 1-1836 (611 amino acids)
Biological process (GO): peptidyl-arginine methylation
Molecular function (GO): protein-arginine N-methyltransferase activity
Source: RefSeq, a predicted model, not a curated record
AUGCGACCGUUGGGGCGGGGCUGGGACGAGUGUCCCCGGGUGCGUCUGCGCGGCCUAGCACCGCCCCUGACGCACGCUCCCGCCCCCUCCGAACCGCGGAGCCACCUCACAAAGCGGCGACCGUUCACCGGCGACGCGAACGGCGAGAUCCAGCGGCACGCGGAGCAGCAGGCGCUGCGCCUCGAGGUGCGCGCUGGCCCGGACGCGGCGAGCAUCGCUCUCUACAGCAAUGAAGAUGUGUGUGUGUUUAAGUGCUCGGUGUCCCGAGAGACGGAGUGCAGCCGUGUGGGCAAGCAGUCCUUCAUCAUCACCCUGGGUUGCAAUAGCGUCCUCAUCCAGUUCGCCACGCCCAACGAUUUCUGCUCCUUCUACAAUAUCCUGAAGACCUGCCGGGGCCACACACUGGAGCGCUCUGUCUUCAGCGAACGGACGGAGGAGUCCUCAGCUGUGCAGUACUUCCAGUUUUAUGGCUACCUGUCACAGCAGCAGAACAUGAUGCAGGACUACGUGCGGACAGGCACCUACCAGCGUGCGAUCUUGCAGAACCACACAGACUUCAAGGACAAGAUUGUUCUGGAUGUUGGCUGUGGCUCUGGGAUCCUCUCGUUUUUUGCUGCCCAAGCUGGAGCCAGGAAGAUCUACGCAGUGGAGGCCAGCACCAUGGCCCAGCACGCGGAGGUCUUAGUGAAGAGUAACAACCUCACUGACCGCAUCGUGGUCAUCCCUGGGAAAGUGGAGGAGGUGUCCCUCCCUGAGCAGGUCGACAUCAUUAUCUCGGAGCCCAUGGGUUACAUGCUCUUCAACGAGCGCAUGCUGGAGAGCUACCUCCAUGCCAAGAAGUACCUGAAGCCCAGCGGAAACAUGUUCCCCACCAUUGGUGAUGUUCACCUCGCCCCCUUCACGGAUGAACAGCUCUACAUGGAGCAGUUCACCAAGGCCAACUUCUGGUACCAGCCGUCCUUCCAUGGAGUGGAUCUGUCAGCCCUCCGAGGCGCCGCUGUGGAUGAGUAUUUCCGGCAGCCUGUGGUGGACACAUUUGACAUCCGGAUCCUGAUGGCUAAGUCUGUCAAGUACACAGUGAACUUCUUAGAAGCCAAAGAAGGAGAUUUGCACAGGAUAGAAAUCCCAUUCAAAUUCCACAUGCUGCAUUCAGGGCUGGUUCACGGCCUGGCCUUCUGGUUUGAUGUUGCUUUCAUCGGCUCCAUAAUGACUGUGUGGCUAUCCACGGCCCCGACGGAGCCCCUGACCCACUGGUACCAAGUACGGUGCCUGUUCCAGUCACCUCUCUUCGCCAAGGCCGGGGACACGCUCUCAGGGACAUGUCUGCUUAUUGCCAACAAAAGACAGAGCUACGACAUCAGUAUUGUGGCCCAGGUAGACCAGACGGGCUCCAAAUCCAGUAACCUCCUGGAUCUGAAGAACCCCUUCUUCAGAUACACAGGCACGACACCCUCGCCCCCACCUGGCUCUCACUACACGUCACCCUCAGAGAACAUGUGGAACACGGGCAGCACCUACAACCUCAGCAGUGGGAUGGCUGUGGCUGGGAUGCCGACGGCCUAUGACCUGAGCAGUGUUAUUGCUGGGGGCUCCAGCGUGGGCCACAACAACCUGAUUCCUUUAGCCAACACGGGGAUUGUCAAUCACACCCACUCCCGGAUGGGUUCCAUAAUGAGCACGGGGAUUGUCCAAGGGUCCUCAGGCGCCCAGGGCAGCAGUGGCGGUGGCUCAGGAACCCACUACGCUGUCAACAGCCAGUUCACCAUGGGCGGCCCUGCCAUCUCCAUGGCCUCGCCCAUGUCCAUCCCCACCAACACCAUGCACUACGGGAGCUAG